Messenger RNA from Peronospora belbahrii, 1671 nucleotides. The record is from the annotation of a GenBank genome assembly. NCBI's taxonomy places the organism in Eukaryota, Oomycota, Peronosporomycetes, Peronosporales, Peronosporaceae.
AUGUCAUCACUACCACCAACUGCAACUGUCACAGCUGCGAAUUUUACAGUCAAUAGCCGUGUGACAAUUUUCAAUUCCACACAUUCUUCCUUUAAUGCAUCGGAUGCUGAUAAAGACACUGGAAAUGAAGACAAUGAAGAAGAUGAAGACAGGAGUCGUGAAUUUAAAGAGCGAGAUGAAGGCGAUACAGAUAGUGAUGAUGACAGUGAUUCUUCAUCCGAAAGUGACGAUGACAGUGAUUCUUCAUCUGAUAGUGAUGACGACAGUGAUUCAUCGAAAGAAAAGGGUCGACCUACUUUUAGUAACGUGUUCAACGCAACUAGUACAAUCAGGUCAACGUACAGGAACUGGAUAGGUACCGCACUUGGUAAAGCCACCAAGACAGCAUGCUAUCGUAAAACUCAUAUUGCCAAGACAUGUCCUCUGGGUUACCAUGCGAAGUGGGGAACAUGCUGGGCAGAGUGCCCAUAUGCAUACCCAGUCAAGUGCGGGAUGGAGUGUAUUCGACAAAACGAUGAUUGUCUACUUGAAGUCAUCACAAAGGUUGCUACCGUGGCUCAAGCAGCCUUUUCCAUAGCUCCUGAAAAUGUGUACGGACAGUUCAAGUCGAUGGCAAAGGGCAUUCAAAUUGCAUUUAAAUGCAGCAAAGAGAUGAUGGGAUUGGUCAAGUCGUUGAACAAGUACAUUCGUAUCGUUAAAGUGACGGACCCGCAUGUGACCCAAGAGCAGCUAUUAACAAUACUGUACCAAACCGAUAAUGUCAUCUUUGAUAUACCAGUGACUGUUGCUGCAUGCCUUGGAAUUCCAGUAGAUGAGAAUUUUAAAUUUUCAGACCGAUUAGUGAACACUGCAGAGUUGAUACUUCACGAUGUCACUUCCAACAGCGCUACAAUUAUCUCCGAUUGGUCUGCAUUCACGAGUUUUAUGAAGCACAUUAAUUUUGGAAAAACAAUCAGCAAGCUGAAGAAGUCAGAUAUCUCGUCCUUAAAAACGGCACUGUUGUCCGAGUCAACGUGUGGAUAUGACAUGAAGCGACUGCUGGACCGAACAUGGAUGACUGUGGCGGAAAUGCGUCGACAAGACCCGAGUAUAUCGGAGGAUGACAUUCGUGUUGCAAUGAGUAAGUCCAAUCUUGCAUUACACGAUAUUCCGACCGUGACCAACAAUUGUAUGGCAGAAUUGAUUGCCGAGUCAAAUGAAGCUGAAGCUUAUAGUGUUCGAGAUACCCUGCGCAAGGGUGGUGUAAUGUCCGAGUUUUUCCAGACACUUUGCGGUCCCACUGAGUUUAUUGGUGAAAUUGACGAUGGUUCUGCUGAGGAUGCUCUAGGUUUGAAGACUGUGGAGAAAGCGUUCAAAAAUAGCACUGGUAGCUGGACGAAAAAAGGUGAUGGUUCGGUUGUUAUUACGUUCAAAAGUAUGGACACGAAGGAUGUGAGCGUGAAUAUUUAUUCUGGUGGUGAAAAAGUCGAUGAAGUGGAUGUUCCAGCGGGAAAAACCAUGACAUGGCGAUCAACCGUUAAAGCUUUGGAAGGUAGGACGCUGUAUCUCGAUCGAUGGCGUCCUGGUUUCUUACAUAUUCCUAAAUUAGGUGGUGGUUCAUUAUUACUGUGGGUACCUCGAGCUACAGAAGGUGGUAAUCUACAACUCACUGUUUUGCUGAAUGUGAGCUGA